AAGAGGACUCAGCUGACUUUUGUAAAAGAAAAGUAGCAAAUGAGUCAGAGAGUUAGAUGAUAGGUGAAAUAAAAAGGGGGGAAAAGGAUCUCCCUUUCUUCAAUUCUUCACGUAUAUAAACACUCACCUGUCAUGAGACACUCGUAGGUGACGCACAAAAAGAUAACCAAAAAUAAAAAGAAGAACAAGAAAGAUUGAGAAAGGGUGAACAUGGGAAGGCCUCCUUGCUGUGAUAAGGUAGGAAUCAAGAAGGGGCCUUGGACGCCUGAAGAGGACAUCAUCCUAGUCUCUUACAUUCAAGAGCACGGCCCUGGAAACUGGAGGUCUGUACCAACAAACACUGGACUGAUGAGAUGUAGCAAAAGUUGCAGAUUGCGAUGGACGAACUAUUUGAGGCCAGGGAUCAAACGAGGGAACUUCACUCCCCAUGAAGAAGGGAUGAUCAUACAUCUCCAAGCUUUGCUAGGUAACAGGUGGGCAGCCAUAGCAUCCUACCUCCCUCAGAGAACAGACAAUGAUAUCAAGAACUACUGGAACACCCACCUCAAGAAAAAGAUCAAGAAGUAUCAAACGGCAAUUGACAGUUACGUCACUCCAUCUGAUUCAGCCGCCACCGGCUUCCAUCAAGAACUCGCAAUGAGAGCCUACAGCUCUUCUACCACUACGCACUCCACACUCCCAAGCUUCGGUCACAGCUCCUCAACCUAUGCCUCAAGCACUGAGAACAUAUCAAAACUUCUAGAAGGUUGGAUGCGAUCCUCCUCAAAAACUACUACUAUAAAGCCAGAACAACAAGACCAUCACCAACGAAGUAUAGCAUUCAAUACCAACAAUGAAGAGCUUCAAUCAUUGGUCUCAAUAGAGAACUUUGGCUGCAUUGGCUGGGAGAAGUCAUCGGCGGAUUCGGAAGAAAUGUCCAAGGAGAGAUCGGAGAGACAGCAAGCACCAAUAUCCCUAUUAGAGAAAUGGCUUCUUGAUGAGGCUGCUGGACAAGUGGAGGGACUCAUGGAGCUGUCAGAUGCUGUGUUCUAACAAAGCUUGUUUCUUUCUGCAAAUGCGAAAGGUUACCUGCAUGGCUACUGUACUGUUUCUGUUUAUGUUACUAUUACUAUGUGUAGGGGGUAAUUGUAAAAUUCUGGAGGAGUCUCUUUCCAAAUGUAAGAUAGGGAGAAGUGUUUCAAAAACUAUCCUGAAAUAAAAACUCCACAUGGGGGUUUUCUGUUGUGUUA
Messenger RNA from Asparagus officinalis (garden asparagus), 1229 nucleotides. RefSeq names its product myb-related protein 306. The record is from RefSeq and is a predicted model, not a curated record. The transcript is spliced from 3 exons. NCBI's taxonomy places the organism in Eukaryota, Viridiplantae, Streptophyta, Magnoliopsida, Asparagales, Asparagaceae. Gene Ontology annotation, biological process: response to auxin. The coding region runs from base 211 to 1032 and encodes 273 amino acids.